Molecule: messenger RNA, 471 nt
Organism: Dictyostelium purpureum
Lineage: Eukaryota; Evosea; Eumycetozoa; Dictyosteliales; Dictyosteliaceae
Exons: 1
Coding region: 1-471 (156 amino acids)
Source: RefSeq, a predicted model, not a curated record
AUGCAAGAUUAUGACCAUCACGAUACAAAUUUAAAGGUAUAUAAAUUGGUACACCGAAUUGCUAUUCCACCAUUUUCUUCCAUCGAAAAUACAUUGAAAGAAGAUAAUAUGGUCAAUGGCAGAGAUGUUUCCCAAACGAAGGUCAUUUAUGAAGGUUUUACAUGGGAUGCAGUUUCUUUGAAUUUAAAAAUUCAAAUCCCAGAAAUUCCAAUUUCAUUCAAACCAAAUAAUCUUACUUUCCCAGUGGUUAGAGAUUACAAACAUAUUGUUCCAUUACCAAUUGGUUAUUCAUAUCAUGAAAUUUCUCAAAUUCAAUUCGAUCAACCUUCUGGGUUCACAUUUAUUGAUACAUUGUGCUAUAAGAAAAUAAUGAAGAUAUUAAACCAACUCAAAAAACUCUCCCCAGUUAUGUUAAUCAUCAAAAUAUUGACUUUGUUCAUAAAUAUGGACGACACAAUGAAAAUCAUGUAA